Molecule: messenger RNA, 1311 nt
Organism: Liolophura sinensis
Lineage: Eukaryota; Metazoa; Mollusca; Polyplacophora; Chitonida; Chitonidae
Exons: 2
Coding region: 34-1050 (338 amino acids)
Cellular component (GO): nucleus
Source: RefSeq, a predicted model, not a curated record
AUAAAGCGCUGCAGUCUGGCAUGUGCGCUGGAAAUGGCUUCAUCACUUCGUCCCACGAUAAACAAGCUGUGUAAACAGCUCCAACUAAUCAAUUUAAGUUCUUCACCGGUGUCAAAAGUAAGACUGAGUGCAUGUGGCUUUACAGUACCGAACAGGACCAAAUAUUCGGCGUCAAAGAAAAACUUCAUUGCUCGAACUAAAAUUCAGUCACUCGCAUUAGAAGAUAACUUCGACGAGGAAGGCACUGUGUUAGAGGAGGCAGAAGAUCAUCUUCUUGAACAUGGAAUCGGGUCUGGUCUUAGUAAUACGGACAGACAACUUCGAAAGGACAGAUAUCGUCUCAAGAUGGCAAUAAUUAGGAGGAAAUAUUUCAAGCCUGAACAGGAAACAUCCUUACUGACAUGGGAAGCCAAAGAACAGAUCCGCUUUCUUCAUCAGCAUACGCCUGAUAUCUGGACAGUGAAGAAACUCGCUGAGAGCUAUCCUUGCAGUGAAAGUGGAAUUGAGAAAAUCCUAGAAUCAACAUAUCGGCCAAGGAAUGAGGCAGAGAUAGAGCAUCACAAUAGGAGGACGAGGAAAAACUGGCUAGCACUACAGUCCUUACUCAAAGACAAGGGACGUUCAGAAGCUGUGUCAAAAUUCCAACACGUGUUGGAUGAAAACAAACUUCCACUGAUGAUAAAUGCUGGUGGAAUCAACGGGUUACCAUCACCUGCCAGCAAAUCAAAACAGGGGAACCCAGAUAAAUCUGAGCAUGUUGGUAAAUUUGAGUCCAUUAUUAAAAGUUAUAAGGAAAAAACUUUGGUGAAGACUGCUGGUAAUGAUGUCAAUCAGAAAUUACUUCAGAGUCCUAGUGAUGAAAAACUGUUGCUUUCCAUUGUGAACUUUGAUAUGGCGAAAAGUGGUAGUGUUGAAACUACAGCUGUGUCUUGCAGACCUGUAGAAACAGACACAUUCAGGUAUGGCGCCUCAAGCAGAAAUGCAGAUAAAAAUUUGCAGCAACAUGCUACACUUAAAAAAGGGAGAACAAGUAAUGGAUGGACAGGAUAAUGUUAUUUUCCUAAGAAACAUUAUUUAAAGGUUCAGGCACAUACAUGUAUAGCCACAAGUGACAGUGUAGAAACAAAAUUGUCUUGAGGUCACAUUUGCCUUUCAUCAUCAUAUCAGAAAUAGUUUCACAUAGACCACAUCGUACAAUUUGAAUCAGAGAUUUUGCUUCUUGGAACACCUCAGGUGUGCCCAUUAAGUUGUGUUAUGCAUAGAAAAUAUUUUUGAACCAUGGUAUCAGUUCAGUUUAAAAAGACUUGUAAA